Molecule: messenger RNA, 942 nt
Organism: Acanthosepion pharaonis
Lineage: Eukaryota; Metazoa; Mollusca; Cephalopoda; Sepiida; Sepiidae
Source: the annotation of a GenBank genome assembly
AUGAAAUUUCUCAAACAAAAUCCUAUAUUUCUUUCUCAUCUCUUUCUUUCUGGUCUCCUCCCUCUUGGUCUGUCUCCUUCCUGGUCUCCUCCCUCUUGGUCUGUCUCCUUCCUGGUCUGGUCUCCUCAUUGGUCUGUCUCCUUCCUGGUCUGGUCUCCUCCCACUUGGUCUGUUCUCCUUCCUGGUCUGGUCUCCUCCCACUUGGUCUGUCUCCUUCUGGUCUGGUCUCCUCCCUCUUGGUCUGUCUCCUUCCUGGUCUGGUCUCCUCCCUCUUGGUCUGUCUCCUUCCUGGUCUGGUCUCCUCCCUCUUGGUCUGUCUCCUUCCUGGUCUGGUCUCCUCCCUCUUGGUCUGUCUCCUUCCUGGUCUGGUCUCCUCCCUCUUGGUCUGUCUCCUUCCUGGUCUGGUCCCCUCCCUCUUGGUCUGUCUCUCCUUCCUGGUCUGGUCCCCUCCCUCUUGGUUCUCCUUCCUGGUCUGGUCCCCUCCCUCUUGGUCUGUCUCCUUCUUGGUCUGGUCUCCUCCCUCUUGGUCUGGUCUCCUCCCUCUUGGUCUGGCCUCCUUCCUGUCUGGUCUCCUCCCUCUUGGUCUGGUCUCCUCCCCUUCUUGGUCUCCUCCCCUUGGUCUGUCUCCUUCUGGUCUGGUCUCCUCCCUCUUGGUCUGGUCUCCUCCCUCUUGGUCUGGUCUCCUCCCUCUUGGUCUGGUCUCCUCCCCUCUUGGUCUGGUCUCCUUCCUCUGGUUGGUCUGUUCUCCUUCCUGGUCUGGUCUCCUCCUCUUGUCUGUCUCCUUCCUGGUCUGGUCUCCUCCCUCUUGGUCUGUCUCCUUCCUGGUCUGGUCUCCUCCCUCUUGGUCUGUCUCCUUCCUGGUCUGGUCUCCUCCCUCUUGGUCUCUUCCCCCCACCUCUUUCCUCCCAAUUUCUGAUUUAUAAACAAAUUUCUAUCCAUUAA